This is a messenger RNA of Rhineura floridana, 9047 nucleotides long. RefSeq names its product solute carrier family 4 member 7 (gene SLC4A7). Gene Ontology annotation, biological process: regulation of intracellular pH; monoatomic anion transport; bicarbonate transport. The transcript is spliced from 27 exons. The coding region runs from base 296 to 4084 and encodes 1262 amino acids. Gene Ontology annotation, cellular component: apical plasma membrane; basolateral plasma membrane; plasma membrane. Gene Ontology annotation, molecular function: monoatomic anion transmembrane transporter activity; sodium:bicarbonate symporter activity; solute:inorganic anion antiporter activity. Lineage: Eukaryota; Metazoa; Chordata; Lepidosauria; Squamata; Rhineuridae. The record is from RefSeq and is a predicted model, not a curated record.
CCUCGCCUCUCAGCGUCGUCCACCCCGCCGAGAGGAGGAGUCGCAUCCUCGCGCCGAUUGGUCAGGGGCACUGCCAAUCGGGCAGGAGGCGAGGGGCGUGGCCAGGCGAGAGCCGGCUUGGUAGCUGGGAAAAGCAAAAGCAGUCCGCCAAGUAGGAGCCUCGUUGCCGUCGACGUCGUCAACAGCAGAAGCAGUACCAACAGCGUUUCCUUCCCCGCUCCUACCGCGUAGCCCGGCAGUAGUCGCCUGUGCGGACCCUGUUUCUUCUAAAGCGCUGUCCGCCCCUCGGUGCAUCAUGGAGGAGGAGCGGUCAGGAGAGCAGAUGAGACCGCUACUCACAACGAUGACUGAAGGAGAUGGUGGUUCCAGCUUCUUGAAGAAGGGUCAGGAUGAAGAAGCUGUUGUGGAUAUGGGCAAAAUCAGCUCGACUAUCAACACAAACUUUGAGAAAGAAGAACUAGAAAGUCACAGAGCUGUUUAUAUUGGGGUGCACGUUCCCUUUGGAAAGCAGGGUCGACGACGUCAUAGGCACCGUGGACAUAAACAUCAUAGACGAAGAAAAGAAAAAGAAACUGAUAGAGAAGAUGGGCGAGAAUCACCAUCGUAUGACACACCAUCCCAGAGGGUACAGUUUAUUUUGGGUACUGAGGAUGAUGAUGAAGAACACAUUCCCCAUGAUCUGUUCACUGAAAUGGAUGAACUUUGCUUUAGAGAAGGAGAAGAAUAUGAAUGGAAAGAAACUGCCAGAUGGCUGAAAUUUGAAGAAGAUGUUGAAGAUGGUGGUGAGCGGUGGAGCAAACCUUAUGUGGCUACCCUGUCUCUUCACAGUCUCUUUGAACUGAGGAGCUGUAUCUUAAAUGGAACAGUCAUGCUGGAUAUGAGAGCCAAUACGCUAGAUGAAAUAGCAGAUAUGGUGUUGGAUAACAUGAUCGCUUCUGGUCACCUGGAUGAAUCUAUGAGAGAGAAUGUCCGUGAAGCUCUUCUGAAGAGGCACCAUCAUCAGAAUGAAAAAAAAUUCACUAAUCGGAUUCCCCUUGUCCGAUCCUUUGCAGAUAUAGGCAAGAAACAUUCUGACCCUCUCUUGCUUGAAAGAAAUGGGGAAGGCCUUUCAGCCUCCCGCCACUCUUUACGAGCUGGUCUCUCUGCCUCACAUAUUUCCCUGAGAGGAGAGAAUCGCUUAUCCCUUCUUCUCAAUUACCUUCUUCCUGGAUCUCCAGCAGCCUCAAGGAGCACAACUCCUUUACCCACCCCACAAAGCACUCCACCCUCCAGUCCUAGGUGCGGUCACAAGGCAACCACAAAUUUACAUCCAACUGAGCUUCAGGGUGCUGAACUCCUAGUGUCUCCUUCUAGUGAUGAUAUCCCUAAAGUAGUAAUUCAUCCACCUGAGGACGAUUUAGAAGCUCAGGAAAGCGAGGAGAAGACGGCAGAGGAUAAUAGUGACAUAACAUCAGGACUCCUAGCAUCGCCACAAUCAGCACCUGGUAAUUUGGACACUGGAAAAAGUGGAGAACUUAAAAACAGUGGAACAGGAGGAAGUAGAGAAAACAGCACUGUUGAUUUCAGCAAGGUAGAUAUGAAUUUUAUGAGGAAGAUUCCCAUAGGUGCAGAGGCAUCUAAUGUGUUGGUGGGAGAAGUGGAUGUUUUGGAGAGACCAAUUAUUGCUUUUGUCAGGCUGUCCCCCGCUGUACUUCUCUCAGGUCUUACAGAGGUUCCUGUUCCUACCCGAUUCCUUUUUAUUUUGCUGGGUCCUGCAGGUAAAGCACCCCAAUACCAUGAAAUUGGUCGCUCAAUAGCAACACUUAUGACUGAUGACGUUUUCCAUGAUGUUGCUUAUAAAGCUAAAGACCGAAAUGAUCUACUGUCUGGAAUCGAUGAAUUUUUAGAUCAAGUAACAGUUCUGCCUCCAGGAGAGUGGGAUCCAUCUAUUCGAAUUGAACCACCCAAAAGUGUUCCUUCUCAGGAAAAAAGGAAGAUACCUAAAUUUCCAAAUGGAGCUGCUUCUUCUGGAGAGCCUCUCAAAGAAGAAGGUCAUCAUGCUGGACCUGAACUACAGCGGACUGGAAGGCUUUUUGGUGGUUUGAUACUUGACAUCAAAAGGAAAACACCUUUUUUCUUGAGUGACUUCAAGGAUGCAUUAAGUCUGCAGUGCCUGGCCUCGAUUCUUUUCCUAUACUGUGCCUGUAUGUCUCCUGUAAUCACUUUUGGAGGGCUCCUUGGAGAAGCUACAGAAGGCAGAAUAAGUGCGAUAGAGUCUUUAUUUGGAGCAUCAUUAACUGGGAUUGCUUAUUCACUGUUUUCUGGACAACCUCUGACAAUAUUGGGGAGCACUGGACCUGUCCUAGUGUUUGAGAAAAUAUUAUUUAAAUUCUGCAAGGACUAUGAACUUUCUUAUCUCUCUCUGCGAACCAGCAUUGGGCUAUGGACAGCAUUUUUGUGCAUAUUGUUAGUAGCAACUGAUGCAAGCAGCCUUGUGUGUUAUAUCACUCGAUUUACUGAGGAGGCCUUUGCUGCUCUCAUUUGCAUAAUAUUCAUAUAUGAAGCACUGGAAAAACUUUUUCAGUUGGGAGAAAUGUAUGCUUUCAACAUGCACAAUGACCUGGAUAAACUGACAUUGUAUUCAUGUGUGUGUGCAGAGCCUCCAAAUCCCACCAAUGAGACACUAAAGGAAUGGAUGGCAGCCAACAAAUCUGUGGGUACUAUACCAUGGGCUAACCUCACAGUUAAGCAAUGUAAAGAUCUUCAUGGCGUGUUUGUUGGAUCUGCCUGUGGCCAUCAUGGUCCAUAUUUCCCAGAUGUUCUGUUUUGGUCUGUCAUAUUGUUCUUUACAACAUUUUUCCUCUCCUCUUUCCUCAAGCAAUUCAAGACCAAACGCUAUUUUCCCACUAAGGUGCGGUCUACAGUAAGUGACUUUGCUGUAUUUUUGACAAUAGUGAUCAUGGUUCUCAUUGAUUAUCUUGUUGGAGUUCCUUCUCCUAAACUUCAUGUGCCCAAAAAAUUUGAACCCACACGAAGUGACAGGGGAUGGCUCAUAGAUCCUCUAGGACCUAAUCCUUGGUGGACACUUGUGAUAGCUGCAGUUCCUGCUUUACUUUGUACCAUUCUCAUUUUUAUGGACCAGCAAAUUACAGCAGUUAUCAUAAACAGGAAAGAACAUAAGCUCAAGAAAGGUUGUGGAUAUCAUCUUGAUCUGCUCAUGGUUGGCGUUAUGUUAGGUAUAUGCUCUAUCAUGGGCUUGCCGUGGUUUGUGGCUGCAACUGUUCUUUCUAUAAGUCAUGUCAAUAGUUUAAAAGUAGAAUCUGAGUGUUCUGCUCCAGGAGAGCAGCCAAAGUUCCUGGGAAUCCGUGAACAGAGAGUGACAGGAUUAAUGAUCUUUGUGUUGAUGGGACUGUCCGUAUUUAUGACGUCUGUGUUAAAGUUUAUUCCAAUGCCAGUUUUGUAUGGUGUUUUUCUUUACAUGGGAGCAUCCUCAUUGAAAGGCAUCCAGUUUUUUGAUCGCAUCAAAUUGUUUGGAAUGCCAGCCAAACAUCAGCCAGAUUUGAUCUAUCUGCGUUAUGUGCCGCUCUGGAAGGUCCAUGUAUUUACAGUAGUUCAACUCACCUGUCUUGUUCUUCUGUGGGCAAUUAAAGCAUCUGAUGCUGCUGUUGUUUUUCCUAUGAUGGUUUUAGCUCUAGUUUUCAUUCGCAAACUUUUGGAUUUGUGUUUCACUAAACGGGAGCUCAGUUGGCUUGAUGACCUUAUGCCAGAAAGUAAGAAGAAGAAGGAAGAUGACAAAAAGAAAAAAGCAAAGGAAGAAGCUGAACGAAUGUUUCAGACAGUGGACAAUGAAACUGUACACCUUCCAUAUGAACAAGGCGAUGUGUUAGAGAUUCCUGUGAAAGCUCUAAAAUACAGCAUUGAUCCUUCUGUUGUAAACAUAUCAGAUGAAAUGGCCAAAACUGCACAGUGGAAGGCUCUUUCCAUGAACACAGAGAAUGCCAAAGUAACAAGAUCUAACUUGAGCUCUGAAAAAGAAGAGUGCAUGAAAAUAGACAUGGAAAAUACAUCCGAAAUAAAGUAUGUAGAUGCUGAAACCUCAUUAUAGAAGUGAACAAGGGUAUAUAUUAUUUUAUAGGAUAUACUGUAAAAGGGUGACUUCAAAUCUUCUUUCAAGUACUGAAAUUUGAGAUCUGGAGACUGUAUGCACAGCAACAAGACUUUCAGACAAGAUAGAAGUGGUGAUCACUCUGGAAUAUUUAUUUUUAGUGGAAUGUUUUUCAUUUUUUUAAAUAGGAAUUUUUUUUAGUUAUCAGUACAUGCAUUGCAUGUCAAAUCAUCUUGAAUUGUAAAGUAUUGGUGAACAUUGUGUAUUGGUAUGCAUUGUGUAUAAUUUUGUAGCAUGUAGCUGUUUUUAUAAUUUUUUGCAGUACACAUAUCAUGUUUUCAGGCAAUUACUGUUUGGGUGUUUGCAAAAUGUUCUAAAUGUCAGUCUCCCUAGAAAAAUAUUUCAUUUCAUGAAUGACUGCGUUUUCAACCCUUUCUCACCUCAUGUUGCUGUUUUAUGGGGAAUUUAAUUCAUAUUUGUGGGGAUAAUUUAUUUUGAAUCAUAAAUUAUUAUGUUAAACACUAUUGCAUUGUCUUUCAAAAAAAAUCCAGUUUCAUGCUCCACAGCAGACAAUUUCUGUUUAAUUCUUAAUUCAGUGUUUCAUAAGUCAUGGAUACUACAAUAGCUCUUAUCCAGUGAUAAAUUACAAGAUUCCUCCUUCAUACUACAUGUUUUGCCUGGACAGAUUUUGUUGUCUUUGUUAGAAUGAGGCAUUAAAAUCAUACAAGGCCUGUGGAUUUGGAUACACAUAUAGGCUCCAUAUUCAGGUGCCUGUUUUAUUUGUUGGAUUUGGAUGUAAGAUCAUGAGCUGAGUUUGCAGUUAAUUUUCCUUGCUUUUUAAGGGGGACAUAAUCUAAUAUAAAAUGCUGUCCAGUCAGCAAGUAAUUUAGGAUCUUUAAAGCAUUUUUAUCUUGAUUGCUAAAGCAUAACCCAAAAACAAUAGAAUCCAGUAUCUGACCUAGUUUUAAAUGCUAUUACGUGAAUGGCUUGGAUCCAAAGGUUUUUUAUGUGAAGUGGGGGGAAACUUCCAUGUGCAAAAGGCAGCCUUGCUGAAUUUCUUUCAUUCCCCUGUCCUUCUGCAGCCUCCAUAUCCUGUUAUAGAGGGUCCCAUUGACCCUCAGGAGAUCCUUUGAGGAAUCAUAGAGGGCUAUAGCAAGGGGAAAGAGCCAGGAGAACCUGUUGUGUGAGCAGAGUUCUGUCUGAUCUUCUCAGGAUCCACUCAGUACCUUCAGGACUGGAGGUUCCUCAUGUUCCUUUGAAGGCAGAAUAGGUUAGGCCAUUAUUUUAGGUAAACAUGCAUGGAACUAAAUUGCAUUGAAAUCAAUGGCACUUAACUUUUAAGGCAAUGAAUCUUGAUCUAAAGCGUCACAGUUCUACUAUGUAUUCAGAGCUUCUGUAAUGGAAAGGACUUACCUGCUGUUGGGGAUAUGAAUAUGAAAUUAUCCACAAUAUCAAAUGCAGUGGGGAAGCUCUUGCUUAUGCAGGAACUUCAUAUUCCUACCAGAAAAUCCCACACAUAGAAAGAAACCCCCUGGACUGGAGUUGCUGUGUUUAGCAUUGAGGUGUUAAGAUUGCAUAAUGCAUUAAUUAGCCUUUAUGCACUUGAAGGACUGUGAAAACUUUAUGUAAUAAGUUAUUAAAAUUAUUUUGUUCAUUUUCUUGCAUUUUGUGAAGAAAAAUAAUACAUGUCUGCUGUGAAAGCUCCUAUUGAAAAUACAAAAUACGACUACUUACACCAGCUAUAUUUCCACAAUAUAAAUAUUUUCAUCAGAGUGUUCAUUCCUCUGAAUAUUCUAAAGUCCAAACUCUUUAUAAAGCUGUUUUCUUUUGCCUUCCUGUAUCCCUUACAUAUUUCUUAAUUUUGUCACAGCAGUUAACUGCUAAUUAAUAUCUUGAUCAUAAUCAGAAUGGCAGCCAAUGUAUAUAUUAUCCUUUUAAUCUUGGGUAUUAAUUGUAUGUCAGUUUAACUCCAAACUACUGUGAUCAUUUUGGCAGAUUUUCAAAUAUGCAUGAAGCUUAAACAUGUUCUCAUUUAUGUAGAACUCUUAAGUUACUAUGUCCAUAAUAAUUUGUAAAGCUAUACGAUAAUGUACACUUUAAAGUUAAAGGGCAAAUUAAAAAUGUGAGGUCCUCAGUUUCAAAAGCACAUUGCUUUAUUAUCUUUUCUUACUAAUGUCAAUUGUAUAAAUUGCUGAAUACACCAGAACCAGGAUAGAGGGGACCUGUGACCCUCUGUGCGUUGUGGGACUCCACCUCUUGUCAGCCGCAGAAAACAUGACCAAUAGUCAGGGAUGUUGUAGUUCAAAUCAUCUGGAGGAUCACAGGUAGUAGCAGAGAUUGCUAGUGGACCUCCUGUCACCACUGCCACCUCCCAACAGUUUCUUGCUUUCCUUUCCCUCCUUGAUUGCCUGGAAGCAUGUAAUUCUUGUUAGGAAACUGUUCACCAGUUUUUGCUGAAGAAGAAUUAGUAUGAAAAUCCAAGGCCCACAAUUUAAAGAACCUUGUUGCUAAGUCUAGCUGCUGUUACUUAAAAUUGUAACACAAACCACAUAAAUGAGUGUUACGUUUAUUCAUUAUACUUGUACUUCUCUUUGUGCUUUUUGUCAAAAGAAGAAUUUGUGCAUGUCUCCUAUAGAACAUUUUAACUGGGAGUAUGAAAAGAAGGGUGUGUCAGACGCUGAAGUAACUUGCUGCACCUGGUGAAACAUUUUAUUUUUUCAAACAGCAAGUCCCUAUACCAUGUGAGUUUGCAGUGCAGCACCAAAGAGGAGUGAGUCCCAUAGCGUAAAAGCAAAACUAUGGGUAUACCCAAUGUAACUAUGGUUAGUGGCCUGAAACAACUCGGAGAAAGCAAUGGGAAUAAAAACCUAUGGAAGUGGCAGUAAAGAUUUUAUAGAACAGCAACAAAUUAUUUCUAUGGUUAAAAAUGCUGCUAAAUGUAUUCAGUUCAAAGAAAAAGUUUGCCCUACUAGAUCAACAUGUAAGGUAUGGGUAAUGUCAAACAGAAGACCUGAUGCCUCAGAACCAUCAAGUUAGCAUUUGCAUAGCUUGUGCCUUAGCCUUCAAUAAAUAUGCACCGUUUCUUUAAUUAAGAAUCAUGACCAUCUGUCACUUACCCCAUCACUUCCACAUAUAUAUGUUCAAUGUCUUUAACAAUUAUGUUUGGAAAUAAUUCCUUCUAGUUGGUACAAUAAAAAAAGAAUCACACCUGUAGCUUUCAGAGUUAUUUACGUGUCUUCCACUAUUGCAAAUUUCUGUAUUCAGAGGUGUGGGUAGUAAUUUGCAAAUAUCCAAACAGAUUGUCUUGAAUUUUAUCCCUUUGUUUUCCAAGCCUAUAAUUCCAUAAAGCUGAUCAGUUCAUAUCAACUUUUCAGUGCCAAAGGGUUAAUAAUUUAGUAAAUUAAGUGAAGAUCUGAAAACUACUUAGAAUUACAAUAUUUAUUUUAUUUUAAUUAUGUAAAAUUAUCCAGUGCCAGAGAGAGAUGAUUUGCAAUGUAGUUUACAUUGAUUGUUCUAAUGUUGGCUGUUAAUUUUACUCAUUUUAACCUUUUGAUAGCAGAUUAAGUCCUGAUGACAUGCUGAAAAUUCCAGUGGUAGCUUCUAUUUAAGUAAUCUGCUUAUUAUACUUUGCAUAAGCAUUAUUUCCUUCUCCAUAAAUAAAAAAAGAUAGUAUUAAAAUAAAACAGUGAAGGACAGAGUUUUUACUGUACGUAGAUAUAAAUGUUGCCUUAAAAGGUGUAUAUGAAUAAAUGUUACUGUGCACUGAUUCACCUGGGGUGGAGCCUAAUUUAAAGCCAGUAUAUUUCCAUUAAACUACUCAAAUAAAUAGCUGAGCACUUUUUUGAUGCCUUGGUUGCCUCCUGGGGAGCAAACUAGUAUACUGUAUAAGAGGCUGCAGAGCCACCCCAGGAAAUUUGCUUAUUCUGAUCUCUUUAAAAAAAAUUAUUUAAAUUGUUUUUCAGAAAAAAUGUCUGAAUUUUAACAUAGGCAUCUUCUGUAUUUUAUUUAGAAUAGAAAGUUUUUUACAUUUAUGUAGGAAGUUGAGAAACUCUGUUCUAGAUUUGCACAAACAACUCAUUAUCCUUAGUUUGCAUUGGUCCAUACUGUAAACUGUGUUUAAAGCAGGCUAUUCCAGAUUAUUAAGAUAAUCAACAAAAAUGAGCAAGAUAGUGUGCAAGGCAUGUCAAUCAUUUAGCAUACAACCCAUUUCUUCUUUUUUCUCUUUUUCUUCAAAUGCAUUUAUCUCUGUGUACAGUAGUCUUAUAAAAUGUGCUCAUUGUAAAGGUAAGUUCCAAGUGUAAAAAUGUCAUGGAUAGAUGUAAUGCAUUACAAAAAUGCACUGGUAUGCAUUGUUUAAAAGGGUAAUGUAUUAUAAAUGUUUUGUAAAUGAAUUGUGUUUGAAGUCACCUGUUCAGAGUUUGUAGAUCAUUAGCACAACAUACUGAAUGUAUUUUGUUUUUAUUACAUUUGGUCAGUAAUUUAACAUUUUUAGAAUGAUUGAUUAUAGGUGCCAUUCAUUACCUAUUCAGUACAACUAUUGUGAAAAACCGUUUGUUUUAAUGAAUGUACAGGCGCAUUAUUGUGUGACAAUUUAUACUUGUAUUCUGAAUACAAAAUGUUGUCUUGUGAUUUUACUAUUUGCAGUUUUUUAUUUUAUAACUUUUUAGUAAUUUUGUCAGUUAUAGGAAAAUGGUUACAAUUGGUGUGAAAAUAAAGUUUUUCAUAUUUAGUACAUAUUGUCACUAUUUGGCAGUCUUGGAGUAACUUAUUUAAUAGUCAGGUUUUUAUAAUGAAAUGUAUUAGUCAGAAGGUUAAUCCUUUGUAAUAUUUCCCAUUUGUUAUUGAUGCUUUUUUGCAAGUGUGUCUUCCAUUGUUCAAAACUGAACAAAAAUAUUUACUUUGAGGUGUAAUUCCACACUUUAUUCCAAUUUUUAUGACAGUUUUCUAAUUACAUAUAACAUUU